AUGAACUUGGAUCCACAAUGGAUUCUCACCGAUAACACAAAUAAACAAUUGCUAAAUUUGUCAGUUAUCCCGGAAUAUGCGAAAUAUCUUGCAGAAGGAGAAGUCAAAGCGGUACUUGUUGCUGGUACAACCGGAGAAGAGCCAGCAUUGAGUGUAAAGGAAAGGAAAAAACCUACAGAGGUUUGGGCAGAAGCUGUUAAAACGACAAAACAACAUGUAAGGGUUCAAAUUGGAGGUGCCCCAUUUCCCGAUGUUUUAGAAUUGGCAGGACAUGCAGAAAAAAUAAAAGUUGGUUCUAUACUUUUAUUAUCAGAACUAUUCUUUAAACCAUUCGAUGAGAAAGAAUUAAUUAGUUACUUAAAAGCUGUAUCAGAUGUCGCUCCAAAUACACCAUUAUUGUAUUAUCACACUCCAAAACAAACAAAUAUAUACAUCCACAUGGGACAAUUCUUCGAAAAUGUGGGAAAUUAG
Molecule: messenger RNA, 471 nt
Organism: Belonocnema kinseyi
Lineage: Eukaryota; Metazoa; Arthropoda; Insecta; Hymenoptera; Cynipidae
Product: N-acetylneuraminate lyase-like
Exons: 5
Coding region: 1-471 (156 amino acids)
Biological process (GO): N-acetylneuraminate catabolic process
Molecular function (GO): 4-hydroxy-tetrahydrodipicolinate synthase activity; N-acetylneuraminate lyase activity
Source: RefSeq, a predicted model, not a curated record